Gasterosteus aculeatus aculeatus (three-spined stickleback) is the source of this 1768-nucleotide messenger RNA. Its product is annotated as dnaJ homolog subfamily C member 30, mitochondrial-like. Lineage: Eukaryota; Metazoa; Chordata; Actinopteri; Perciformes; Gasterosteidae. The record is from RefSeq and is a predicted model, not a curated record.
CACCGUCAGCAAACCGGAAGUCGGCUUUCGUGUUUCGCCUCCGUCCAACAUGGCGGAGGUCAGACUACGUUACGGCCGAGAAGCGUACAACUUCGCGCAAAAAUCCUGUAGUCGAUACCUCGUUGGAAGUCGGACGUGGCAAGGUAUGAGCGCGACACAGGCGUCGCCUCCGUCGGUGGAGUUUGUUUGCGGUGACAUCGGAGGCGUAGAGCGGCGGGGAGCCGGCGACUCGGCGGCCGCAGGGACCGUUGGAGCCUCACGGGACGGUUACAUAAGGAGUGUUAAUUACGUCUGGGAAAUCGUCGCGGAAGAUUACCGUGACCUCGGACUCGACAAAAACCCGUGUGCUUUUAAAAAGCCCGACGCUCAACGCACAGAGGAAGCCCUUCCUCGGUACCGGGCUAAAGCAAAGUUCGCUCGGCGACUGCAGAGCUUCGGUUCGUGUCGGGGACAGCGCCCCCUCGUGCCCGCCCGAGCCUACAGCACCGCCCGAUCCGAGCCCCUCUACAAAACCAAAACGGGCUACUACGAAAUCCUCGAGGUGCCGCCUGCCGCCACCCAGACCCAAAUAAAAACCGCCUACUACAAACAGUCCUUCGUCUACCACCCGGACCGGAACGCCGCCAGCGAGGACGCCACGGUCCGCUUCUCUGAGAUCAGCGAGGCCUACGCCGUGCUGGGCAACAAGGCGCUGAGGAGGAAGUACGACCUCGGUCUGCUGAGUCCGUCGGACCUCGUCGCCACGGCGAGACCCGCCGCCGCCGCGGGGUCGGGCGGCUCCGCGAGGGACCCGGCGGCGGGCCGGCGGUCGGUGGCGGGCGCGGACGUCCACGGAGGAGGAGGAGGCGUCUUCGACUUCGACAAGUUCUUCAAGUCGCACUACAGCGAGCAGCUUCAGAAGCAACAGGAGAUCCGUGUCCGCAAGGAGGAGAUGCAGAAGAAGGAGCGGGAGACGAUGGGCGACGAGUCGACGGGCAGGAUGAUGGAGAUGGGCAUCGUGGUGCUGAUGGCCAUGGCCUUCGGUUUAGUCAGCAGUCUAAAGCGAGGAUGAGGCUCAUUCAGGUGGAGGACGGUGUCCUUGUUAGUAAUUCUGGACUCACCGGAGUCAUCAUUAAGACUACACACACACACACACACACACCACUGUUCACAUCAUUACUGUAAAACACCAUGCUUUUACCCCCGUCUGUAAGCCUCAAUUACAAUAAUGAACUAUUGUGCAGAGUGCAUGACUUGAGACCAUCCUUUGGGCCAAGGAGACGUAGUGCAGUUAGAGUUGCACAAAAAAAGCCAGAAAUCAACGACUAGCCGCUGAGUACAUGUUGUACUAGGUUUCAGUUUCUCAGUCUAUGGCUGUAUCACAGUACUGUAUACGUUCAGACAGUAUCGUGUUUUGUUACACGCUGUCAAGUAGGAUUAACGAAUCCUGGCGUAGUUCACAGCCAUACACGUUGGAAUGAAAUGCUCAAGAAUAUUAGUUAAAUCAGUAAAUAUCUGAUUUAAUAGGAUUAUCAAUAUUGGCUUUUAUAAAGUCAUCUGUCUCGCAGAUUUCUUUAUUUUGAAUGAAGGCAAGUGUUUUGGUUGUGGUUUCACGUGUUGCUAUUUAUGAUCCAUUUAUAGCAACGUAAGGGAUGUGAAUAUCAGUCAUAUGUUGGGAGCUCUAUAUUCAUUUUAAAGGUGCCUUGGGUGAUAUUUAUUGUAAAAAUCCACAUAGUUCAAAUGUUUUAAUAAAUUACAGGAUGCGUGUCUGGUGGAGCACAGUGAAAUA